Daphnia pulicaria is the source of this 1145-nucleotide messenger RNA. RefSeq names its product cofilin/actin-depolymerizing factor homolog (gene tsr). Gene Ontology annotation, molecular function: actin filament binding. Lineage: Eukaryota; Metazoa; Arthropoda; Branchiopoda; Diplostraca; Daphniidae. Gene Ontology annotation, cellular component: actin cytoskeleton; actin cortical patch; cytoplasm. The transcript has 5 exons. The coding region runs from base 263 to 712 and encodes 149 amino acids. The record is from RefSeq and is a predicted model, not a curated record. Gene Ontology annotation, biological process: actin filament fragmentation; cell motility; actin filament severing.
GGAACAGCCGCCAUUUUGCAGUGCGAGGUCCCGGCCGGUGUAGAGAAGUCUACUCUGAGUUUCCCCUCUUCUUUCGCCGCGCCACGAGUAAAAUCUUAUCGAGGGCAUUUUCUCUCUCUUUCUCUCACUCGCACCACUCACUCCCCCCAGUGCCGUCUCAUCCCGCAGUCAUUCGGGUUGAUCUUUCAGUUUAGGCGUCUUUGAGCUUUGCGUGAAAUUUUUCUAGACUUUUUUCUUUCUCACAUUAAACUUAUAGUCCAAAAUGGCGUCUGGAGUUACUGUCACUGAUGCUUGCAAGCAAGUGUUUGAAAAGAUCAAAACCAAGAAGGAUUAUCGCUAUGUGGUAUUCUAUAUCAAGGAUGAGAAAUUCAUUGAUGUUGAAUCUACUGGAGACCGUGAGUCUAGCUACGAAUCAUUCUUAGAAAAGCUGAAGAUAGUUAAUGGAGCCGAGAAGGAAUGUCGUUAUGGCCUUUUCGAUUUUGAGUACACUCAUCAAUGCCAGGGAACUCAAGAAGGUAAAAAGGAAAAGCUCUUUUUAAUGUCAUGGUGCCCAGAUGAUGCAAAAGUGAAGAAGAAGAUGUUGUAUUCUUCGUCUUUCGAUGCUCUGAAGAAAGCUCUCGUAGGAGUGGCAAAGUACAUUCAGGCGACUGAUCAUUCAGAAGCUUCACCGGAAGCCGUUGAAGAAAAGUUGAGGUCUACUGACCGCAUGUAAAACAUCGGAUGAGUGACAGAGAUGAAACACUUUUCACAAAAUUUUUUUAAAAUAAGAAUUCCUUCCUCUUGUACGAUGAAAUUGGGAUGAUUUUGUUUUUUCGUUUUUUUUUCCUUCAAACUUGUAAUCCAGGUCAUUACGAAAAAAAAAAACAUUGAAAUUCUACUUGGAACACUCUUGAUAUUUUUUGUUGUAAUACUUCGGUUUUUGUCUUCCUCCCUAGUCUCACUUACAGCUCCGUUUUUUUUUUUUUUUUUUUUUAUUGUCUGCCUCGCUCAGUGAUUAAUUUUUUGUGAACAAACAAGCGAUAUGGGCCCUAUGAUUGCCAACUAAUAGGGUAAAUGUUUUCCAAUACGAAAAGGUGUUCUGUCCAAUUAAUCUUUCCCUCCCCUUCUUAAUUGAACAAAAUAAAUUGCCAGCUUCAUAAAAAAAA